Molecule: messenger RNA, 2890 nt
Organism: Pisolithus orientalis
Lineage: Eukaryota; Fungi; Basidiomycota; Agaricomycetes; Boletales; Pisolithaceae
Product: glutamate-cysteine ligase-domain-containing protein
Exons: 14
Coding region: 443-2491 (682 amino acids)
Biological process (GO): glutathione biosynthetic process
Cellular component (GO): glutamate-cysteine ligase complex
Molecular function (GO): glutamate-cysteine ligase activity
Source: RefSeq, a predicted model, not a curated record
CUCUUGUCAUCGGUUACAUAAGUCAUAGUAUUCGGUUGGCGUAGUGGACCCGAAGGAAGACAAUCGUUCCCUCUCGACUAUCAAACAAUGCUGGUGAGUUGACGGUAACUUAUCUGCCUGGUUCCCAUAUACUAUUGUAGCCGUCUGAUGAUGUCAUAACGGCCUCGGGGUGCACCGUGUCGCGCAUUAGCAUCGUAUAUUUUUUGGGUAUCUUGGUACGCCCGGCGAUAGGCCGUCCCGAAGUCCAUAUUGAAUGUUAUGUGCACUAUUACGACCGCAGUAUGACCCCCCCAGCUGUUCUACAUAGAAGCACGUGUUUUCCUACCCAUCCACCAUCGCUGCCACGGUCGGUCGCCGAUCCAUACUCACCGCUACGAAGGAAUACUGCUGAAAUUCGGCUAACAACUCGAAGCGCUGUCACUGCUACUAUCACUCGCGCAAGAUGGGUGUGCUUUGUCUCGGGACACCACUUACCUGGGAAGAGACAAAGAAUCACGCAGAUCAUGUCAGAAACCAUGGAAUCAUUCAAUUCCUUCGCACCUGGCACAGGGUGAAAGAUCGUACUAGCGAUGAGCUUUUGUGGGGUGACGAGGUCGAGUGUAUGGUGGUUGUGGUCGAUGAUGAAAAGAAGGAAGCAAAGGUUUCCCUUCGUCAAGCAGAAACUCUGGAAGAACUCGGUAAAAUUGUCGGGACACUUUCUAACGACACCUCUCCAUCUACACCUGUAGCCAAAUUUCACCCUGAGUAUGGGAGGUUUAUGCUGGAGUCUACUCCUGGCUCCCCUUAUACGGGUUCGAUUGCAGGUCUCCUCUCAAUGGAAACAAACAUGCGCUACAGACGCACGCUGGCGCGAAAUCAUCUAAGGAAAAACGAAAUCCUGCUCACUCUGACAUCAUUCCCCCGAUUGGGUACUGUUGACGUGUUCACAGAACCACAUUAUGACCCGAAAGAUGCGAAGUCCAGUCACAGUCUAUUUUUACCUGAAGAGAUCACGCACCCUCACGUACGAUUCUCCACCCUUACUGCCAACAUAAGAAGUCGAAGGGGAUCCAAGGUCGCUGCGAAUCUCCCAAUAUUCAAGGAUGAAAGAACACCACGGCCUUUUGUUGAUCCUACCAUACCGUGGCAACGUGACCUAUACCCAGAGGAUUCCGAAGCUAAGAAUGGCGCAGCCUUGAUGGACCACAUAUACAUGGACGCAAUGGGGUUUGGCGGGGGUUGCUGUUGUUUGCAGCUUACAUUCCAGUGUUGUAGCGUGAACGGAGCACGGCGGAUGUACGAUGCCCUGAUUCCGAUUGGCCCCCUUAUGCUAGCACUCACGGCAGCUAGCCCAAUUUGGCGCGGGUAUCUUGCGGAUGUGGACUGUCGCUGGAACGUUAUUGUGGGGAGUGUGGACGACCGAACACGGGAAGAACGUGGACUUGAGCCGUUGAAGAAUAGCAGAUAUAUCAUUCCUAAGUCCCGAUACGACAACGUUUCCCUGUACAUUUCUUCCGAAUGCGCCAAUAAGCCAGCGUAUAAUGACACUGUUGUACCCUAUGAUGAGGCUAUUAAAGAUCGCUUGCUCAGUCAUGGUAUCGACGAAAUGCUUUCAAAGCAUAUCGCACAUCUGUUUAUCCGUGAUCCACUCAUCAUAUUCUCUGAAACUAUUCACCAAGACGAUAGUUCUAGCGUUGACCAUUUCGAGAGUAUACAUUCCACGAAUUGGCAAAGUCUCCGACUUAAACCCCCUCCUCCUGGCUCUUCCAUGGGCUGGCGCGUCGAGUUUCGCACCAUGGAAGUACAAAUGACGGAUUUUGAAAAUGCUGCAUUCGCAGUGUUCAUCGUUCUACUUUCCAGGGCCAUAUUAGCUUUCAAAUUAAAUUUCUAUAUUCCUAUUUCGAAGGUAGAUGAGAACAUGCAGAGGGCUCAGAAGCGAGACGCAACGCGUACCCAAAAUUUUUUCUUCCGCAAAAACGUAGUUCCACAGGGAUAUGCCACUCCAGCUGCCGGCUUAUCUCCAUCCGGGUCAUCUAUCCCUAGCGAGUGCGGUGAUUGUGGUAUGGCCACACAAAUGAAAGAACGAAAACUAAGGAACUGCUUCCCAACGCUCGCACGUCCUCCAACCACUGACGAUGGCUCGGUUGAAGAUGAAUAUGAGGAGAUGUCUAUCAAAGAAAUUUUUUGUGGAAAGGGGCCUACGUUUCCAGGGUUGUUGGGACUUGUGGAUGCUUAUCUCGGCACACUGGAACUGACUCCAGCUGAAAGAAAGAAAAUUGACAAAUAUCUUGACCUCGUUCGUGGCCGUGCCGAUGGUACAUUGCAAACGCCCGCUACAUGGAUACGAAGUUUUGUGAGGUCGCAUCCGGCAUAUAAGUUUGAUUCGGUUGUCAGCCAGGAGAUUAAUUAUGAUCUGCUGAUUGCUAUUGACCGGAUUGAGCGGGGCACUUUGUGCGCCCCAGAACUUCUACCAGAGGGUUACAGUCAGCCAUACCUCAACGGAUUUCAUUGAAAAAAUCAACACCCCGACUGUUAGGGUCCAUCACGACUCUGCAAUAAGGAUUUGGGCAACCUCUUCUGAAUAGAAUUUCGUGAUGCAUUUCUCGUGUGGACAUGUAUGUCCCUUGAGAGUUGUAUCUGCAAAAAUGAUUGUUAACUACUGGUAUUCAUAUGAUUAUAAGAAGUAUUCGAGGGUCGUAUAGUUGGAUUCAGAGAAUGCUACGUGGCGAGCGGCAUUAUACAUGCUGUUAGACGAGCUUGGAAUGAGUAUGUACUGCGACACCGCGGCGGACGUGAGACAAAAACAAGGGAACAGCGACAAAGGUUGUGCAUUAGCAGUGGUAUCAGGAAAGCUACAAUGAAGCUGCUGUGUCCGCAGCAUCUGACGCGUGUGUUGUGGAGUGAUCAGGUG